CAGACAAAGGACAAGAAAAAGUCACCGUCGCAAUCUUGUGUUAUUAAGUAGGGUGCAGCAGCAGCAACAGCAAACAGCAGCUUGGCAGCUCGUUCGGAAAAAUAUCACAUUCGUUCCAGUUCACGCUUGUGAAAAUAGUAAUAAUUAACACUUGAAUACCUUCUUGUGUGGUAUUCAAUUUCGCAAAUGGUUUAGGAGUUAGUGAAUGCGUUUGUUUGACCUAUUAAGUUGCUACGAAAAAGUCAUCUGCGAAAGUAAAAAAAAGACCUCUCGAAGAAACACAGCGGGGAAGGAAAGAAAGUUUGCGUCAAUCGCUCGCGUUUGCACUUUGUCGGGUUACUACCGAAAAGCAGUCACACAGGAUGACCUAUCGGGAGGCAUCGCACGCCGGAAGUUGGUACACGGAUUCAGGUUCGGAGUUAAAUCGACAACUGUCCAAAUGGUUGGAUGACGCCGAUCUUACCUUUGGACCGGCCCGCGCAAUUAUCGCACCACACGCGGGAUAUCGCUACUGUGGUGCCUGUGGAGCUUGGGCUUACCGACAGAUCAGUCCGGCCGUGGUAAAGCGUGUUUUCAUCCUGGGACCAUCUCACCAUGUGCGACUGUCACGCUGUGCCCUCUCGGCGGCCCAAUACUGCCGUACGCCACUGUACGACCUUAAGGUGGAUCAGCAGGUCAAUGCUGAGCUGGAAGCGACGGGCCACUUCAAGUGGAUGGACCAGAAGACGGACGAGGAUGAGCAUAGCAUCGAAAUGCACCUUCCCUAUGUUGCCAAAGUGAUGGAAGACUUCCGUGAUCAGUUCACAAUAGUGCCAAUCAUGGUCGGUUCGAUCAGCAACGAGUGGGAGGAAACGUACGGCAAAAUAUUGGCCCCCUACCUGGCCGACCCGCAGAAUCUCUUUGUGAUCUCGUCCGAUUUUUGCCACUGGGGAGCCCGCUUCCGGUACACCUACUACGAGGAAUCACACGGACCGAUCUACAAGUGGAUCGAAACGCUCGACAAGAUGGGCAUGGAUCUGAUCGAGACGCUCAAGCCGGAAAGCUUCGGCGAGUAUUUGCGCAAGUACAACAACACAAUCUGCGGACGCCAUCCGAUCGGUGUGCUGCUUCAGUCCAUUGAGGAGCUGAAGCGACGCGGCUAUCGGAUGAGUCUCAAAUUUCUCAAGUACGACCAAAGCAAUCAGUGCUGUGAUAGGAAAGAUUCCAGCGUAAGCUAUGCCUCAGGUUCUUUGAUUUUCGAGUGAAUACAAAGAUUGCAAAGACAAGCACUGAUCGGGUAAGAAGAGACAUAUUUAGCUAGAGAGAGAGAACUCAACGAGGCACUGAAAAUGAAAACACGGCAAAGAGAUACACGGUUCGAGAGAUUUUUGAUAUAUUUAUAUUUUUCGCCCUCACUUAAUAUCAUCCCUAUUGUUUACUUAUGAUCGAACAACCAACAAAUUAUAUUGAUAGAGCAUGUUUGUUUCAUUUGUGCUAGUUGUGUAAGACCGUAACGUUAGCUGAAACCGUAAAUAUUAGAUGUUUAGAAGAAUCACCCAUCAACAUUGAACUCAUCGAGGGGUCCCUCAACGUUGUUUUAUACUUUACUAAACAAAAGUAUUGUGUUGUGACCCAUUCGUAGUGUCACUUAGGACGGAGGGAAUGUGCAUCGCAUCAAACACACCAUAUAUAUUUUCAAGUCAGCGAAUUUUGCAAUUCAUUAUUUGUCAGGUCUAGUUAAGAAAUAAGUUCAAAUUGUGUAAUAAAUUUACUACUGUAAUAAUAUUAAUUGUUUGAGUGGAUAUAAAGAUAUAAAGAUGCUUUAGCGAAUCAUAA
This is a messenger RNA of Toxorhynchites rutilus septentrionalis, 1815 nucleotides long. Its product is annotated as protein MEMO1. NCBI's taxonomy places the organism in Eukaryota, Metazoa, Arthropoda, Insecta, Diptera, Culicidae. The record is from RefSeq and is a predicted model, not a curated record. The coding region runs from base 363 to 1244 and encodes 293 amino acids. The transcript is spliced from 7 exons.